AUGAAGUUCUCCACGAUCCUCGCCGUCCUGCCCGUGGCUUUUGCCGCUUCUGGAACUCUCAAGGCCAAGCUUGCCGCUAGAGAAGACGGCUGCGUUAAAUAUAACGCGUGUAUCGCCAAUGGCGAAGGUCGUUGCAACCCCUGCGACUGCCAUCCCGACUAUGACCUCUGCAGAUUUGGCGGGAUUGCGCCAUAUGGUUGGUAA
This is a messenger RNA of Trichoderma gamsii, 204 nucleotides long. RefSeq lists its product as hypothetical. The record is from RefSeq and is a predicted model, not a curated record. The coding region runs from base 1 to 204 and encodes 67 amino acids. The transcript is spliced from 2 exons. NCBI's taxonomy places the organism in Eukaryota, Fungi, Ascomycota, Sordariomycetes, Hypocreales, Hypocreaceae.